Messenger RNA from Malassezia globosa CBS 7966, 1500 nucleotides. RefSeq lists its product as uncharacterized. The record is from RefSeq and is a predicted model, not a curated record. The coding region runs from base 1 to 1500 and encodes 499 amino acids. The transcript has a single exon. NCBI's taxonomy places the organism in Eukaryota, Fungi, Basidiomycota, Malasseziomycetes, Malasseziales, Malasseziaceae.
AUGGCCAGCAACGUGCUAUCGCGCAUUCUGCAGCGUACGCGCGUUAGUACAUUCGAUCCAGCGAUCCAGCAAGUGUACCACACGCCCCUGGCACAUUCCGUGCGUGGCGACUGGGGUGGAAAGCGACCAUUGCCGUCGUCAUGGCAGGCCAUGGCAGAUGCGCCAGCGCCGAUGCCCUACGCGGGUGCAUUGCGGUAUCUGACGAUCCACGAUAUUGAUAAUAAACAUGGGAUGACUGACUGGAAUGAGUCGGAGCGUGAGCCGCUGUUCCGUAAGCGCUGGCACGAAGCAGGAGCGCGGCUCUCGGACAAGCCAUGGCGUGACGUGCUUGGUGUGAGCGUGAUGGGCGACGACGACGUGAACACGUCCUUGGGACCACAUCCACGCAUUGCAUACGACCCGGCGACGAUGUCAGAUACCAAGUCACUUCCAUCCAACGUCGUCUGGGGCACACAUCACGAGCGAUUUGCCGACACCGGCGACGUGCUGCCGAACUAUCAUGCCAUGGACGAGCGUACAUUCCAGCGCUUCCUCCAAAAUCUACGACGUCAGCGGACCAAAUUCCGCGCUGCUCUGAAGCAGCAGCGCAAUGAGGCAGCCAUCGCCUCACAAAUGGACCAGCUUGCGCAGGCUGCUGCCCAGCGAUCAGUUACACAGGCUGAGUGGGACGAGGCCGCGCAGCCGCCAAAGAAUGGUGUCGACGUCGACAUGUGGACGGAGGCGCGACUCCCACAUGCGCCGCAGAGUGCGGCUGACUACCUGAAGCAGAGUGCGCGCGAUCGUUAUGAUGCACCCAACAGCAGCACCAUCAUGUCGCCUGCGCACGCCAAGGCUGCACAUCCGUUGCGUGGAUUGCAGUACUCGCAGCCAGACAGUGUGUACUCGUUUGUGCUCAAUGAGCCUGUGCAUGGACGCGCGAUGCAUCGCGUUGAAGAUUCUCGACGGAACCGUUUCUUCAUGGGUUCCGACGCUGCGUUGGCCGUGGCAGUUGGCGGGCAUGUAGGCCACUUGCCAUUACAGCACCGACAUGGCCUAGACCCUAUCGAUUAUACACGCACGAGGCCGAAGCGUGGUGAGUCGUACUUCCGUGUCCUGCAUGCUUGGAUUGAUAUGGCACCGACUGUCGCUAAUGCGCGCCGUGCACCACCGCGCACCGACAGUGACCCGAUGCUUGGCGCCGUUCGCACGCAAGUCAUGGCACUUCGUCGGCCUGGCGAGCAUGGGAGUGUGUAUGAAGCACCACCCACGCCGGGCUCGCCACGCUGGAUUGACGAUCCAGACGCAGUGCCCUCGUCCUUGGGCGGUUCGCUUCGUGGCGCAUCGAGCCCGGAGGCAGGCUCACUUUUCGGUUCACUCGCUCGCCAUGGUCGGUCAGCGCAGAUGCCCCGGCAAGGCACAAAACGCCAGCGCAUGCAGAAGCGACAACGCGAGGCCCCCAGCAAUGUGCAACGCGAUAUCCAAAUGUUGAACAACAUCAAAAACCUACUUUCUCCGCAGUAG